Messenger RNA from Alternaria atra, 1764 nucleotides. RefSeq lists its product as uncharacterized. Gene Ontology annotation, cellular component: plasma membrane. The coding region runs from base 1 to 1764 and encodes 587 amino acids. Gene Ontology annotation, biological process: transmembrane transport; carbohydrate transport. The record is from RefSeq and is a predicted model, not a curated record. NCBI's taxonomy places the organism in Eukaryota, Fungi, Ascomycota, Dothideomycetes, Pleosporales, Pleosporaceae. Gene Ontology annotation, molecular function: carbohydrate:proton symporter activity. The transcript has 6 exons.
AUGGAUAACAUUAAAUCGAAGUUAGCCAAGCCGAUCAAAGACUGGCGACGCAGAAAUUCAGUUGAUGUUGGCGAACAUGAAGGCUAUGAUAACACGCCGCUGCCGAGACUGACGUGGAAAGGAUUUUGGAUGGGCAUGUUGGUAUCGAUGGGUGGGUUUGUCUUUGGAUAUGAUACCGGUCAGAUCUCUGGGUUCCUUAGCAUGGUCGACUUCCUCAGACGCUUCGGACAGAGACAUGAUGAUGGCACGCCAUAUUUCUCCAAUGUUCGCUCUGGACUGAUCGUUGGUCUGCUGUCCAUCGGUACAUUGUUUGGCGCACUGAUUGCAGCGCCCAUCGCGGAUUGGAUCGGGAGGAAAAUGAGCAUCAUCUGGUGGUGUGUCAUCUUCUCUGUGGGCAUCAUUGUGCAGAUUGCUGCAACGGAUAAGUGGUACCAGAUUAUGAUGGGUCGGUUUGUUGCGGGUCUCGGCGUUGGUGCGCUUAGUUUACUCGUGCCAAUGUACCAGGCAGAAACUGCACCUCGCCACAUCCGUGGUGCUCUGAUUUCCACCUACCAACUCUUCAUCACAUUCGGUAUCUUCCUCGCCGCAGUUUUCAAUUACGCUGCCGAACGACACCAGUCGGGUAAAGCCGCAUCCUGGCAGAUCACCCUGGGUCUGUCCUUUGUACCCGCCGCUAUCCUCGCCGUUGGCAUGUUGGGCUUUUCCGAAACACCUCGAUACAACUACCGCCAUGGUAAGAUCGAUGAGGCUACUGCGACCAUGUCGCGGGUAUACGGCGUACCAGCCAACCAUCAUAGCAUUCAACUAGAACUUGAGGAGAUGAGAGUCAAGCUCGAAGCGGAAAGCAAGAUAACCAACGGACCGAUUCAGGAGUGGCUGGGUAUGUGGAUGGCGCCGAAGAUGGCGUAUAGGUUGGCGAUUGGCAUGGGGCUGCAGAUGUUCCAACAGUUGACGGGUGCCAACUACUUCUUCUACUACGGUACAGUUGUCUUCGCUGGUACCGGUAUCAAGAACUCGUUUGUAACGCAAAUGAUCUUGAACGGUAUCAAUUUCGGUGUAACCUUCUACGGCCUCUACAUUGUCGAGCACUACGGUCGUCGCAAGUCGCUCAUCGCCGGCUCAUGCUGGAUGUUCAUUUGUUUCCUGAUCUUCGCUUCCGUCGGCCACUUUGCUCUUGAUCGCGAUAACCCAGAGAACACCGAGAGCGCAGCCACAGCGAUGAUCUGCUUUGCCUGUUUCUUCAUCUUCGGUUUCGCGACAACGUGGGGUCCAAUGAUUUGGACCAUCUGCGGAGAAUUAUACCCCAGCCGCUACCGUGCGAAAGCAAUGGCGCUAUCGACGGCAUCGAACUGGCUGUGGAACUUCCUCCUCGCCUUCUUCACACCUUUCAUCACCGGCGCCAUCGAUUUCCGCUACGGCUAUGUCUUCGCCGGAACGAAUAUUCUCGGCGGUCUCAUUGUGUACUUCUUCGUCAUCGAAGGCCAGGGUCGCACGCUCGAGGAAAUCGAUACCAUGUACCUGAUGGGUGUCAAGCCGUGGGAGAGCGCGAAAUGGGUGGUUCCUAGCUUGGAGGAGCUGAGUGGUGAUGUGCGAACCAGACUCGAAGCGGCAAACCCGGAAUUGGCCCUCAAGAAAGAGACUGAGGGGGGUAUCGGUGGUGCGAGUGCAAGUGAGAGGCACGAGGAUGAUGAGGCGAUUCGUAGGAGCGUUAUGAGGGAUGGGAGUGAGGAAGGGUUGAGGGAGAAAACUGAGAUGGAGCCGUGA